GGUCAUUCCUUUCCCAACCGGCAAGUUCGGUUUCAAAAUAUUACAGUGCCUGCUCUCGCAAGGCUAGAAAUAGCUGGGAUUGAAUCCAUUGACUUUUCAAGAUAGCUCGCUAAAUUCAAUAAUACCUUACCAUUUCAGUCACUCCUUACAGAUUUUUAAUCAACAACAGUACAAGUGGUCGGUAGAUCCUUCUGCGGCACUUGUAUCCACCAAAUAGGCAGUUGGUCAAAAAAAGAUAAAAGGUUUCCUUUUUAAAUAAGUACGAAGGCUCAGACUCAUUUUAACGGUCCUUCCAGCCGCAAGCUCAAAUAUAAUGACAUGCAUUCUAAUUUGUUUCAAAUAACCUCCAAGAUUUCUGCUUUGGCAAGAUCAGGUUGUAUUACACACGCUCGCAAACUGUUCGAUGAAAUGCCGAAUAGAGACACCGUUGCUUGGAAUGCCAUGCUUAGUAGCUAUUCUCAACUGGGUCUUCAUCAAGAAUCUCUCUCUCUCUAUUAUCAAAUGAGAACCAGCAACACCAAACCUGAUCACUUCACUUUCUCUGCAACUUUAAGCGCAUGUGCAGGUGCUGCCUCCCUUCUAAAUGGAACCAGAAUUCACGCUUUAGUCAUUGUUUUUGGAUACCAAUCUUCAUUGCCAGUCAAUAAUGCCCUUAUAGAUAUGUAUGGGAAAUGUUUGAAUGCUUUUAGCGCUGGUGAAGUGUUUAAAGAAAUGGAUGAUACUAAUGAAGUAGCUUGGUGUUCGCUUUUGUUUGCAUAUACAAAUUCUGGUCAAUUUGAUGAAGCAAAAAAGGUAUUCAAUUUGAUGCCUAGAAAGGUUGAUAUUGCUUGGAAUACAAUGAUUGCUGGCCUUAGCCGAUAUGGUCAAAUUGAAAUGUGUCAGGAUUUGUUUAGAGAGAUGCAACAGAGUUUGUGUAAACCUGAUCAAUUAACUUACAGUGCCCUUAUGAGUGCUUGCAUUGAAUCAUCAGAGUUGUUAUGCGGGCAUAUGUUACAUGGAGUUAUCAUUAAGAGUGGUUGGGGCUCUGCAGUGGAGGCAAAUAAUUCAAUUUUUAGCUUUUAUGCUAAAAUUGGUUCAUUGAAUGAUGCUAUUAAGGUGUUUGAAUCAACUGAAAUGCUAACACAGGUGUCUUGGAAUGCUAUAAUUGAUGCUUACAUGAAAGUAGGAAAUAUCAAUGAAGCAUUUCUCAUGUUUCAGCAUUUGCCAGAAAAGAAUGUUGUUUCAUGGACAUCUAUGGUUACAGGGUAUGCAAGAAAUGGACAUGAAGAAGAAGCUCUUAGCUGUUUUGUUAGCAUGGUAAGAAAUUCCUUACUUCCAGAUGAUUUUACGAUUGGGGCUAUCCUUCAUGCUUGUUCAAGUUUGGCAGUUCUAGCCCAUGGAAGAAUGGUCCAUGGGUAUGCAAUUCGGCGUGGUUUCAAUUCUUAUCUGUAUGUUGGCAAUGGCUUAAUUAACAUGUAUGCUAAGUGUGGAGAUUUAGAUGGGUCAAUUCGAGCAUUUGAUGAUAUUUAUGUAAAAGAUCUGGUUUCUUUUAAUGCUAUGUUGUUUGCAUUUGGGUUGCAUGGAAAAGCUUGUCGAGCUUUACAGUUAUUUGAUGAUAUGGUGGUAUCUGGGAUAAAACCAGAUAAAAUGACUUUCAUCGGCUUGUUAACCACCUGCAGUCACUCAGGCCUGAUAGAAGAAGGUCGUGCAAUCUUCGAUUCAAUAAGGUUAGUUCAUGGCCUUUCUUACGACGCAGAUCAUGUGGCAUGCAUGUUGGAUAUGCUUGGUCGGGGUGGCUACUUAGCAGAAGCGAAAGAGUUAGCUAGUAAGUACGCAAAAACAGGCGAUGUUAAGACCAGUUGGUAUGAGGCUUUGCUUGGAGCAUGUUCUGCACAUGGAGAAUUAGAAAUGGGGACUUAUUAUGGAGAGGCUUUGAAGGUUUUAGAGCCUCAUAAAGAGAUGAGUUAUGUGUUGCAAUCAAAUUUGUACUCUGUCAGCGGGCAAUGGAAGCAAGCAGCAAUGUUUAGAAAGGCAAUGGCGAAUGAAGGAUUGAGGAAAAUGCCUGGUUGUAGUUGGAUUGAAGUGAGAAAUGAAGUGACAUCUUUUGUAGCAGGAAACCGUUCACACCCAUACAUGGAAAAUUUGUGUAAAAUAUUAUAUUUCCUAGAGUUUGAAAUGAGAAAUCCAUCCUUAACUUGUACUGUGACUUGAGUGAAUUCCAAUUUUGACCUUUAUAGUUAUGGACGUGAAGACAAAGUCAAGUGACUUUUUUUA
Molecule: messenger RNA, 2253 nt
Organism: Jatropha curcas
Lineage: Eukaryota; Viridiplantae; Streptophyta; Magnoliopsida; Malpighiales; Euphorbiaceae
Product: Tetratricopeptide repeat (TPR)-like superfamily protein
Biological process (GO): RNA modification
Molecular function (GO): RNA binding; protein binding
Source: RefSeq, a predicted model, not a curated record